Molecule: messenger RNA, 2653 nt
Organism: Episyrphus balteatus (marmalade hoverfly)
Lineage: Eukaryota; Metazoa; Arthropoda; Insecta; Diptera; Syrphidae
Product: probable basic-leucine zipper transcription factor E
Exons: 1
Coding region: 1789-2544 (251 amino acids)
Source: RefSeq, a predicted model, not a curated record
UUUAUUUUCAUAAUUUCUUUUUAGAAAACUGCCCUUCUCACCUUAAGGGGGGAACACCCUCUGGAAUUUUUUUAUUUUUGCAUUAUCAAUUUUUUGCCUAAAAAUAAUUUAUCAACCGAAGAAACUGUUUCAGUGGUCUUAGCCUUAAAUGAAGCCUCAAAAGUUCCCAGGUUGUUCUGAAACCCAUGAAAUGAAAACUUUAAACGAUUUUUUCUCGAAACUCGUUUUUUUUCCGCGCCGUGCAACGUAACUCAAAAACUAAUGAAGCUAUCGACUUGAAAUAAAAAGCAAAUUACUCGUUAACUCAUUGGUCAUUGCCUAAAAGUUCAAUAAAAUUUUCACAAUAAAUAUUUUUUUUAACAAUUUGUUUAUAAAAAAACAUUGUGUUUUUUAGUUUUUUUGGUCUCUAAUUUUUAUUUUACACUUUUUUUUUUUCUAAAUUUAGGUUCAUGCAAUGCGUAUAAAUAUAUUUUAAUGGAAAAAAUUCUCUUUUGAUAAUAAAUAAUAUACUGGACCUGGGCAUUGCACGGCCCAAAUGGGAGGCAUCAACUUUAAACGGUUGUAGACCCGCCAUUUUGUUUUUUUAUUACUUCAAAAAAUUGUGUAAAGACUUCAUGAUGUUAAUAAUAUAAUGUAUUUGAAUGAAAAAAUAAAUAAAAUAAAAUAGAUUAAAUAUUUAAAUGGUUAUUUUAUUAUAACUCAGUCUUUUAAUACAACUUAAUUUUAAAUUAUGGCAACGCGUUUCGGAAUUAACAUUCCAUCUUCGGGCUUCCAAACUGAUUUAUGUUGUUUGCGGUAUGACUGUCUCUUUUCCAUGUUGUUGUUGUUGUUGACUUUGUUAAGAUUUAUAUUUGGUUGUGUUUAAAUGUAAUAUGUAAUUGUUUUAGAGAGGUAAAGUGUGGUUGUCUCAUUUUAUCUGUUGGUAUGUUUGAGUAAUGUGUCGAAUAGUGAAUUUGUUUUCAAUGUCAACUUGUCGUUGAGUAGGUCGUCUUCUUUCUUCUUGUUAGAUUUGUAGAUUUCAAAUUCUUCGAGUGCAUCAAGUAAUGUAUUUUUCCAAAUUUUAAUUAAUGCUUUCAGUUUUCCAAAAAAAAUUCUUGAAAAACCCGUCGUCCAGAGGGAUUUCCCCCCUUAACGGGGGGAGAUAGACCCCCCUCCCAAAGAAAAAAAAAAUGUUUGUAUUGAACUCCUCUACAAAAACCCGUUACCAAAUCCUGGCAUCCAAGCUAUCCUACUACAUGCCAAAACAACAUUUUUGUUCUAUACCUAAAAGUUCGAAUUUCUGUAUCUGGGUUGAAAUCGUAAUUUUUUUUCUAAGCCAAUUGUUAACUAAAAUAAUGGAAUUUUUUAACUUUGACAGCUUAAAAAUUCUAGGUGGUUUAACCGAGUUACAUGUUUUAUACAUUGCUGAAAAGGUAUAUUUAUCUCCUAUCAGAAACUAAAAAAAAUCGAAAAUGGGUAAAAAUUUGACGAAGCUAGAUUUUUUUCAAUGGGUGAAGGUCAAAAAAACAGUAUCAGUGCGACUAGCUCUACAAAACGUGAUAGGUCUCCGCCCGCGUAUAUUUUAAAAGCACAGUGGUAAGGCACUGGCCUAGUAAGUCGAUCUUGUAUACUGUGAAAGAGUGAGCACGCGGAAAUCGACUUUCACAGUGUUUUAAUUCGUAAGCGGAAAGUAUGUUAGCAAACAACAAGUAAUAUAGCCAGCGGCGUUGUUCCCAGCUAGGCCGAGCAGAUUUGAAAGUUUUUUUUUAAACGAAAAAAUUCAAAUAACAUUCGCUUGACAUAGAGCGUAUGCAAUCGGAUGAUAUAGCGGGGACAUCGAAAGGUGCCCCAGCUAGGGAGGAGAAGCCAACGGCAAUCAAGCCAACGCCAACGACAGCCGAUAUGGGAGGGAGGAGUAAGAGGAGACGGCAACCGCUAAAGCCAAAGCCGAACCUGGUGAAGCGACGUUCUACAAAACCUUCAGCUGAGCUGCCAGCUGAAGAGAAGGAAACGGCGCGCACAGCUAAUAUUGAAGCUAAAAGCGAUCAUCAGAAGCCAGAAGAUGAUAAUGAUGUUAACUAUAUGUCCGAGGGGGGAGAAGGUCAUUUCGUUUCGGGUGACAGCAACAAGUUCGCUGUUCUGUCAUCGAGAGAGCCGUCAUCAGACGAUGAUGAAGAGGAGGAGCAGACCCUCCAAACUAAAAUAAAUGAGUUUGAGAGGAAAAUGGAUGCUCUCAGACAAGAAGUUGCGCCCCUGCUCGAGCGCAUGAAAGCAAAACAAGACGCCCGCAGACCCACGAAAAGCAAGAGCUCGCAGAUAAAAAAGCCGCUAAAGCAGCCAAAGCAGCGGAACAACAACAAUAAUAGCAGCUUCUACAUCAGCAAAAGGAAGUCCCUCAACCCCAGCGACAACAACAACAGCAGCAACAACAACAAUUGCCUGCACAAGUUACACACCAACAACAACAGCUGCCCGCACAGCAACAACAAGAACAGCUACAGCAGCAACAACAACAGCCAGAACAGCAAAGUACACAGCAACAACAACAACAAGCAACAUAGGUAAAGCCCAGUGGAAGCAAGCAGCAAGUGCGGAGGCGGACCCUAAGAAUAAGAAGUACAGGAAUGGGUGUUUGAAGAAACCAGUGCGGCAUUUUUUUUUUCAUUUUUACAAA